Molecule: messenger RNA, 1742 nt
Organism: Aspergillus versicolor CBS 583.65
Lineage: Eukaryota; Fungi; Ascomycota; Eurotiomycetes; Eurotiales; Aspergillaceae
Gene: ugd2
Product: putative UDP-glucose dehydrogenase Ugd1
Exons: 4
Coding region: 140-1714 (524 amino acids)
Biological process (GO): glycosaminoglycan biosynthetic process
Cellular component (GO): cytosol; nucleus
Molecular function (GO): NAD binding; UDP-glucose 6-dehydrogenase activity
Source: RefSeq, a predicted model, not a curated record
CGCAGGCCACGCCGCGCAACGCUCGGAGAAUUGACAGCACAUAUGUACACUGGACAAUCUGACCGCCACUUGUCACUUAACAAUACAAGCUCGCCCAUCGACGACGGCAAAAUGGUGUUGACCAGAUGGCUUAUUCGCAAUGCUGGUGCUAAUCCCUGUCUUCGUCGUCCUAGCCGGCGUCGCCCUGUUCUAUACGCGUCGCCGGUAUAAAGCUUCCAAGUCGAAAGAGCCUUCCCGGGUUGUGGUCAAGGGGCAUACGUUUUCAGAAAGCGUUGAGCAGAAACCAGCGACCGAGGUGAGAAAGACAACGAUUGAUAAUGUCCGGCAAUGCUGUAUUAUUGGUGCUGGGCGAGUGGGAGCCAUAACGGGAAUUGUACUCGCAAUGCAGAAUCCAGACGUCCAGUUCUGUAUUGCUGAUAGUGACGAACGCACGAUAAAUGCGUGGAACUCUGAUAAUUUACCACUAUACGAACCUGGUCUAGAGGAGGCCCUUUUCGACGACCAGUCUCUCAGUGUGAAUGGUACCGAUACCUCGACCGAGCAACUGCAUAAUGGCAAGUACACGUACAUGGGUAUAGACACGGUCAAUCAUGUCCAGCGCUGCCGAAGGCUACCCAACUUGACCUUUUCAACCAAUGUCCACGCCGCUGUGACCGCGGCAGAGCUGAUCUUCUUAUGCAUUGAUAUGGCAAGAGGCGGAAUUGAUGAAUGCGCGGUUACUCAUACAUACCUAAAUCCCACCCUCCAAACAAUCGCCCUCGCGUCAGCAGGGCAUAAGAUCAUAGUCCAGCGCACAACGGCACCGUACGGGACGACGCAGUAUAUCAAGAACCACCUGAACCAAAUUUCCUCCCCAAGCUCAGCAUUCACGGUCCUUACAAGCCCGGACUUUACCCUCCCUGGGUCUACCCUCGCUGAUACAAUCCACCCGCAACGCGUGAUAAUCGGACAUAUCUUCUCUGCAAACACUUCAACGGAAAGCAUAACCGCCUUGAAGAGAUUAUACACCCCCUGUGUCCCGGAAGAGUGUAUUGUAACGAUGGACGCCUGGUCCGCGGAGCUAGGAAGGAUCGCUAGUAAGGCGUCGCUUGCACAGCGCGUUGUGGAGGCUAGAGCGGUUGGGAUGCUAUGUGCUGGGACAGAAGCGAGCGCAGGCAAUGUAGGGUGGAUGGUGGGGUGUGGUAUUGAUGGUGAGAGUGAGACUGGGACAGGCAUGGGGACUGGGAUUGGAUGGUUACGGAGUGAUGUACGGUGUUUUGUUGGGCUUGCUGGGGAGUUGGGAAUGGGGGAGGUGGAGAGUUAUUGGCGGGGUGUGCUGCAGAUGGAUGAGAUGUUGUAUAGGAGGGGUGUUGAGGGGUUGGUUCAAAGCCUGCCAGAUGGUGGCAGGAAGGUUGCUGUUGUUGGUCUGGAAAGGGGUAUUGCAGUUGUUACAGAGUUGAGGAAGUCUGGGGCUUCAGUCAGGGUAUGGGAUGGGUCGCUUUCGAAAGAGCAGGCUCGCGAUAUGCUGCAGGAUGUGGAUUUGGAGAUUACAGUAGCAGCGUCGUUGGAGGAUUCAUGUAUUGGAUGCAAUGCUAUGGUUCUUGGGCAAUCUGGUAUUGAAGAUGGGACCUGGCAGAGAAUAGCUGAUCAGAUGGAGGAGCCAAAGAUGUUGCUGGACACUGCAGGAGUGUUGGACCGGGCAAGGGUGCGGCAACUGGGGUUGAGGAUUCUGUGAAUAUGUUAAAUUCUAGUAUCAACUGGCC